AGGCGAACGCUAGUCCGGCCCUAGUCCGGCGACCAUUUUUGUGAGAUCGCUGUUCCGAGUCGCGCAAGGUUUCAUACAGCGAGCGAAAAAACGAUGUGCCAAUAGCACGUGGUGUUUCGUUCGUGACGAGAUUCGAGGCGAGGAGCGAACGAGCGAUUUCUCGUCGGUCGACCACACCUGAGUGUUGAACGCCGCUGAAUAUAUAUGUAUAUAUAUGUGUAUGGCGAUCUCAACAUGUCGACGGGCCGCGAGUGUCACAAGAUCGCACCGUGCGAGGAACCUUUGACAAAGGGGCGAUAGAAUCUGUCGAGUCGUAAAGAGAUUACUAUUCUCGAGAGAAUUCUCGAUCGCGUCGUGUCGCGCCGUGUCGAGUGUGAUGUAAAUGCGUAUUGCUCUUGAGCGACUGUUGAUCCGGCGGCACGAUAGACUCGGAAUCGGUCUGUGGAGUGGUUCGUGAACGUUAUGGUUCUUUAUUAUGCGCCAACUCGGCCGAGCUCUUCUCUCUCUCUCUCUCUCCCUCUCCGUCUCUCAAUUGGUGUGCGUAAUAUAUUAAUUGAUAAUUGACGAAGGAACAAGUUGUUGCUCUUGGACUCUAUAAUAGGAAGAAAGCGCGCAACAAUGGCUGCAACCUUCGAUCAGUACGACAAGUCGAGCUGGUACUUUGGUGCCAUGUCACGACAAGAUGCUUCCGACUUGUUGAUGGGUGAAAAGGAAGGUGGUGUAUUUUUGGUACGCGAUAGCACUUCGAUUCAUGGCGAUUUUGUACUGUGCGUAAGAGAGGAUAGUAAAGUUAGUCAUUACAUCAUCAAUAAGAUUCAACAAGGGGAUCAAAUUCGGUACCGAAUUGGAGAUCAGAUGUUCCCAGACAUUCCCAGUCUCUUGGCGUUUUAUAAGCUCCACUACUUGGACACCACUCCGUUGAUCAGGCCAGCUCCAAAGAAAAUGCAGAGGGUAAUCGCCAAGUAUGACUUUGAGGGCAACGAUUCCGAGGAUCUGCCAUUUAGAAAAGGUGAUAUACUCACUGUAAUAUCAAAGGACGAAGAACAGUGGUGGACAGCUAGAAACAGUGUCGGACAGACUGGUUCGAUACCAGUUCCAUACGUUCAGAAGUACGACGAGGACAGCCACAUGAUAAUUGAAAAUAACUCACGACCCGAGAGCGGCGGUAGUUCCGGCUCCAACUCGAAUUCAGGACCCAUGUCACAGGUGUCGCACGCGGAGACGGUGGGACAGGCGGCUGCGACGCGGCGGUCGAACAUUCAAAGAACGUUACCAGCCUUCGCGAAAGUGAAACAGGCGAGGGUGCCAAACGCGUACGACAAAACUGCACUCAAAUUAGAAGUAGGUGACAUGAUCAAAGUGACAAAGACUAACAUCAACGGUCAGUGGGAAGGCGAGUUACACGGGAAGGUUGGACACUUCCCGUUUACGCACGUAGAAUUCGUAGACAAUGAGACUGGCGAGAACAAUCAGGAGAUUUAACAAAAGUUCUCCAAGUGUGAUGCGUCGCACGAGUGACGAGAGCACGAGGGACUCGUACAGUAUCAAAAAUUAGGUUAUUGAUAACAUACUUAUUAUAUGUACCAUCGCAUGGAUGUUUCGGUUUAUGCAUCCACAUCUGAACAAUCGUAUCUGCAUCUGACGGCCGUGUAUUACGAAUAAACCCCCAAUCUUUGUGCAAUAUGUUCAAGUAUGAGAGUCGUUGAGAGAUUUGCGUUGACAUCUCUGCAGUUUAUUGAUCACUUAGUCACUUGUCACGAUUCAAUCUUGUGGUAUAUGCUGCUAAUUGCCCAAAGCACAAUUAUAAUUCUGUAGGAUUAUUAAGUACGUGAAUGAGUAAUGAAACAAUAUAUAUAUAUAUAUAGUUUUAUUAUGCAUUCAUGUAGAGAUAUAUACAUAUGUAUAAUAUAUAUACGUGUAAUGAAUGUUUAUGUUUGCACGUGUGUAUAUGUACACGCGCACGUGUAACUUUAUUACUUUGUUAAAAUAACAAAGAAAACAUUUUUCUUGUAAUAUAGGAAAGAUGUCGAGUACCAUGUACGCGUAACUUGAUUAAUCUCUUUAUGUAGGAAAUGUAUUGAUUUAACAUUUACGCACGUAGAAUUUUUUUUAUUAUUUUCUAGAAACUUCAACUAUGCUUGAACUUUGAGAGAAGAUUCGGCAUAAUAUCUCUAUUCGCGUUCAACACUCGCACUCGUUGAUUCAUAAAAGGCAUUGUGUUGUAGAUAAGCUCAAGUUAUGCUUUAGUUAUGAAAAUUCAACGAUGAAGGAAGGGCGUGCUUCUUGAAAUAUACAUAACUGUCAGCGAAUAUCACGUAUUAGAAUGGCACAUUUGCUCUGCUCUGUGAACAUGUGGUAAUAUCUUCUAGUCAUACACAGUGACUAUGAUGAAAGCAUACUGCGUAUAUUCGCUCAUCGCUAUUUUUCAUCCUACUCUCGCCAACUUUUCCGGCAAAAUGUUUGCGUAAUGCUCAGAUACGGUGGAAAACAAAUUAUACACGCACGCGGAUAGAGCUGUGUGUCCUCUGGAGGCUAUAUCUUUGUCAUGGUACAUAUAAUACUUGUUAGCCAUUGGUUGUGCCACAAUUGGAGCAGCACCCUUGUGCUAGAAAUUUCUAUUUAUAUGACGGGAAGAGUAACUGUGUGUCAAAGUUAACCAUAAUUAUACGCAGAAUUCAUUGAGAAACGUUUUAACGGCAAUUCCUUGGACGAUUAUUGCAUUUGCGAGCAAUUUUUCAUUAGAAAAUAAUUGGUUCUGUGACUGUCAAGGGUAUCUGCCAUUAAAAUGUUUUCCGAUAUUUCAGUCAAACGCCUUAUGUAUCGGGGCUCUACAAUAAAUUAAACGAUAAUUGAAGAUUGUAGUAAUAUUUGAAAAAGGAAUGGAGCAAACUUGUAUUACUGAUCAUAUUUACUUUUUUAAUAAUAUUUUUUGCAAUAUAAUUUCUCUCAUCAUGCGCAAUUAUGAUGCUCGAUGUUGCGUCGUUCCAUCUUUUAAUUUUAUAUAUGCAUUUGACAUUUCCGUCAUCUCAUCAUCAUCGUCAUCGUCAUCAUCAUCAUCAGCAGCAGCAGCAGCAUCAGCAUUGUCAUCGUCAUUCGUCAUCUUCGUAGUUAUAAAAGUCUAUAAAUUCCCUAAUUUUCAUGAAACUGUACGCAGUAUUAAGAUAUAUGAAACUGGAAGUAUUCCAUAUCAAUAAAAUUAUGUAUUAGAGGCAAGAUUCUCUUUCGCGUUUAAUGUUUAAAUAAAUAAACGGAUAAAAUACAAAAUGCUCGAAUUUGUAUAUAUUUUUUGCAUCCACUUCAAUAUUUGCGCAAUAAUGAGACAGGCCGAGUAAGCAGGUAGCAAGCAGUUCCUUGUCAGCCAUUACGAGAAUCGAGAAUCGAGCCACAUAUUUGUACAGAAUCAGACGUGGUCUGGAAUGUGUGCCAUUAUGUAUUGUAUAUGUACAUCUUGUUAUCUUUAAUUAUCAACAGAGAGAAAAAGAGAGAGAGAGAGAAAGACGCAGCCACGUAUGGUGCUUGAAACAAAUUAUUUACGAGACAUUAUGUCGUGAUAUUUGUAUACAUACGUUUAAUUAUAUCGACUCAAAUAAUUUACGUGCAUACACGUGUAGAUUAAAUCGUUAACUCGAAUAAACUCAUGGCUGCGUUGCUUUGAGCUGCUUUGAUCAUUUUGACACGCGUAGCAUGUCAAAGAAAUUUUUUUAUUUGUAUAUGUAUAUGUAUACACGAGGUGAGGACGAUUUAAAUACGACGAGAAUGUAUAAUGUAUAUUUUUCUAAGCAUAUGCACAUACUUGUUUUCUCGACAAUGUGAACCGAUUUCAUAAAAUUUACACACACACGCGCGCGCAUACACAUGAUUAGAUAAGUAAUCGUUUAGACAAAUAUAUUUGUGUUAUAAUUUAUAAUAGAUCGUAAAAUAAAGUGUAACACCAACUAUAGCAUCCAAUAAAAAAAAUAAACAACUGUAAAAAUA
Molecule: messenger RNA, 3975 nt
Organism: Ooceraea biroi (clonal raider ant)
Lineage: Eukaryota; Metazoa; Arthropoda; Insecta; Hymenoptera; Formicidae
Gene: Crk
Product: Crk proto-oncogene, adaptor protein
Biological process (GO): cell migration; enzyme-linked receptor protein signaling pathway
Cellular component (GO): cytoplasm
Molecular function (GO): signaling adaptor activity; receptor tyrosine kinase binding
Source: RefSeq, a predicted model, not a curated record